AUGUCAGCAUCACUCAUCGCCAGAGGCAUCUACAACGAUGAUCCGCCAGAUCCGCGCACUGCGUUGGAAAAUUAUCCCACAUUGUUGGUAUGCUGGUGGUGUACUGCCGUGUCCUUGGUUAUCAUCGGCAUCCGGGUGUUCGGCCGCUAUCGUCGAACAAAACGAUUUUUCACCGAGGACAAGGUCAUGAUGCUAGCAGUCUUUCCGUUGAUUGCGAGGAUGACACUGGUGCAUCUAAUAUUGAUCUGGGGAACAAACAAUGCUAAAACUAUUGGACUGCCAGAAACGGAUAUCCGACGCCGGGGAAUUGGUAGUCGGCUUGUGUUGGUGGCGAGGAUAUUUUAUGCAGUCUACAUCUGGAUGGCCAAAUAUACCGUCUGUGAAUUCCUAAGGCGACUGACCGGCAUGGUCUGGACAAGAACUUUCCAAGUGGCGCUCCGAUUAAUCGAGUAUUUCCUCGCCAGUACACUUGCAACUGUUAUCAUUGCAACUCUGGUUGAAUGCCACCCCAUCACGCACUACUGGCAGGUCACACCAGACCCCGGCCCGUAUUGCAGACUAGGAUAUACCAACUUGCUCACAAUGGGCGUGUGCGACAUUCUAACCGACAUCUUUCUUGUCGUGCUUCCUGUAUCUCUGUUCUUGGCUUCGGCCAUGUCAUUCAAGCGCAAGUUCCAGCUCACCAUCUUAUUCGCCUCAUCCCUCCUCCUGGUCGCCAUCACGGGAUACCGAGUACCAUCAGUCAUACAAAAAAACGGAGUACAAAAUUUCCGGUCUCUAGUCGCCUCUUUUGAAAUCCUAGCAGCUACGUUCGUCUCUAACUUUGUGGUUAUUGGCUCAUUCCUCCGUGACCGAGGUCUUAAGAGGCCCAAAUACAGACGAGUAGAGGGCUCGCUUUCCGUAAUUGACAGUGUCGACCAUGCAUCUAUCAGACGAGCUACGAUCACCAAACACCAUUGGGGUAGUGAUGCGGAUCUUGUCAAUGGGCUAGGUAUCAGACUCCAUCCGGAGCUGUAUGCUACACAACAGAACACCAUGCGUCCCGCCCCUGUUUUCAAGAGAUCCAGUCAUCAUCAGAAUCAUCGCGACGACAAGUCGCAAAGCGAUUCGAGGAGUAUAGAGGACUAUACUAUGACGGGUAGUUCGACGACAAGCAAAACGUUGACAGUACUACCUCCGCCGUCAGUUGCAGAUAUCACUGAUCCAAUGGUCAGCCCCAGAGCUCCUCGACGAAGCGUCUCGUUUUAUGACGUGGGCGGUCUUUUAGAUGGUUCGCCAUCACCACGGCAGCAGCACCAGUCACAACCACAGCCACAUGCCACAGAGCUUGUUCGGCAUCAAACGGAACCUGUUGGCCCGACAGCAGCAUAUUCUCAUCCAUCUCAGAUCCAUUUUCGCGUGCCGCAAUACGCUUCUCCAACUCCCGAGAUUCGUCAAGACCAUUACUCAGGCGCAGGGAUAUUCCUACAAGAUGUAGGUGGCCUCAUAACACGCCCACGAACCAUAUCAGACAUUACUACUACAACAUGCCAUUCAGACGAACACGAACAAUAA
This is a messenger RNA of Talaromyces marneffei, 1554 nucleotides long. RefSeq lists its product as uncharacterized. Bases 1 to 1554 code for a protein of 517 amino acids. The transcript has 2 exons. The record is from RefSeq and is a predicted model, not a curated record. Lineage: Eukaryota; Fungi; Ascomycota; Eurotiomycetes; Eurotiales; Trichocomaceae.